UAUCUUUUCCAUUCCCUUCCCACUUGCUCUACUCUGAAGCUUCACAGAAAGAACAUCCCCACCCAAAAUUCUUUUUAAUAUUUUGAAAGAUCUUUCAGAUAUCCCCCACUUCUUCCCAAGUGCAUGAACCUCUUUUCUUAUUUAUGCGUAUAUAAAUUAAACUCCUCGAGAGUUACAGCACCACCCUGAAAAAAUAUAAAUCUUACAUCUAAUCUCUAGCAAAUCCGAAAACCCACUGCACCGGAUUUCCCCAUUCGAAGAGUUCAACGGAUUUGGAUACGAAAUGAUGUGCGGAAAAGGUAGUGCCGAGUCUGAUUUAGCCAUUCUCGACUCGAUUACCCGUCAUUUGCUCGGUGAAACAGAGACGACGCGAUUCUUUGGAAAUACCCCGAUGUUCUGUCGGAGCUCCAGUUUUGGUAGCUUGUACCCUUGCCUCUCAGAUAACUGGGGCGAUUUACCCUUGAAGGAGAACGAUUCCGAGGACAUGGUGGUGUAUGGAGUUCUCCGUGAUGCCAUGAAUGUUGGGUGGGUGCCAUCACUUGCUCCGGUAUCAUCCGAGGGCUCUUGCGAUUUUGGCUUUCCAGCCAACGGUAUAAAAUCCGAGCCCGAAAUCUUCACUCCCGUAAAAUCUGAGCCCGAGUGUUUCCCCGUGGCGGUGGUGAACAGGUUGCCGGAAAGCUCGGCUGUUCAGGUGUCAGUUCCAUCGCAGAAGGAGGCGGCGCCGUUGGUGGUACCGGCGAAGGGAAAGCAUUACAGGGGUGUGAGGCAACGGCCUUGGGGGAAGUUCGCCGCCGAGAUUAGGGACCCGGCGAAGAACGGCGCACGGGUUUGGCUCGGAACGUUCGAGACGGCAGAGGACGCUGCGCUGGCAUAUGACCGAGCCGCGUACCGGAUGCGAGGGUCCAGAGCCUUGCUCAACUUCCCUCUUCGGGUCAACUCAGGCGAGCCCGAGCCGGUGAGGGUAACGUCGAAGCGAUCGUCGCCGGAGCCUUCUUCCUCGUUGUCUUCUGUGGACAGUGCGUCGCCGAAGCGGCGAAAGAAGACUGACGGGUCGGUGGAUCGGGCUAAACCCGGACUGACUCUGGCGGAGGGAUUACAAGUUGGGCAUCAAGUGGCAUCGUGUGCACGUGGCGAUAAAAUACUGGUUAGUUAAAGCUUACGGACAGUGGAAGAUGCACUUCGGAAUUAUUGAGGCUCAUUGUAAUUAUUACAUCUGAGAUAAUAUUCUUAGGAUAAAUCAUAAGCAAUUUGGGCGUUACCAUAAUUUUUGGAUGUCUUAUCUCAAAAAUUUUGGGAUGUGUUUGGGGAAAAUUUGAAAAUAUCAAAAAAGAAAUCUAUAAUGUGUAAGAGAAAGAUGAAACAGUUGCUUGAGUUUGUGAAUACAAGAUUGCUUUUAAUUAUUUUUGGGCAGUUGAAGGAUAGCAUCUGAGUAGUUUU
Juglans regia (Persian walnut) is the source of this 1437-nucleotide messenger RNA. RefSeq names its product ethylene-responsive transcription factor 2-like. The record is from RefSeq and is a predicted model, not a curated record. Bases 284 to 1153 code for a protein of 289 amino acids. NCBI's taxonomy places the organism in Eukaryota, Viridiplantae, Streptophyta, Magnoliopsida, Fagales, Juglandaceae. Gene Ontology annotation, molecular function: DNA-binding transcription factor activity; DNA binding. The transcript has a single exon. Gene Ontology annotation, biological process: regulation of DNA-templated transcription; ethylene-activated signaling pathway.